Molecule: messenger RNA, 2129 nt
Organism: Acanthochromis polyacanthus (spiny chromis)
Lineage: Eukaryota; Metazoa; Chordata; Actinopteri; Pomacentridae
Product: cytosolic sulfotransferase 2-like
Exons: 7
Coding region: 99-980 (293 amino acids)
Biological process (GO): sulfation
Cellular component (GO): cytoplasm
Molecular function (GO): sulfotransferase activity
Source: RefSeq, a predicted model, not a curated record
UUCAGUGCAACAAGCAGGACAAAUGUUAGAGGCUGGUCUGAAAAGGCAACACCUGGUUUAAAAGUUGAGUAGAAUAACUGAGAAAAUCAGUGUCAAAGAUGGAGCUGCCACCUCGGCCAGCAACAUUUAACUUCCAUGGAGUCUGCAUGACCGAAAUUGUUACCAGCAACUGGGAUAAUGUACAGGACUUUAAGGCAAAACCGGAUGAUGUUCUUAUAGUUACUUAUCCUAAAGCAGGAACCACGUGGGUCUCUUAUAUCCUUGAUCUUCUGUACUUUGGGCACAUGGGUCCAGAGCGUCAGACAUCCAUCCCUAUUAAUAAGAGAGUGCCCUUCCUGGAGAUGGCCAAACGCACUUUACCCACAGGGACAGAGACGAUAAACCAGCUUACCACAACUCCUCGUCUCAUUAAAAGCCACCUACCAGUCCAGUUUGUUCCAAAGUCUUUCUGGGAGCAGCGCUGCAAGAUAGUGUAUGUGGCCCGUAAUGCAAAGGACUGUGCAGUGUCCUAUUUCCACUUUGGCCGCAUGAACAAGAGCCAGCCAGACCCGGGAGACUGGAACAGCUACCUAGAGAAAUAUAUGGAGGGACAGGUGACGUAUGGCUUGUGGUUUGACCAUGUGAUCAACUGGUGGGAGAAGAAGCAGACUUGUUCAAACAUUCACUUCACGUCCUACGAAGACUUAAGUCAGGACUUAGGACGAGAACUGGACCGACUUUGCACCUUUCUUGGUUUGUCUCCAUCAGCUGAAGAAAAGGAAAGAUUAAAAGCUGCAGUCAAGUUUGACAACAUGAAAGAAAACAAAAUGGUCAACUAUUCCACCGUCCCAUCGAUGGACCAGAAAGUGUCUCCCUUCAUGAGAAAAGGAAAAGUCGCGGACUGGAAGAACCAUUUCACUGUGGCCCAGAAUGAAAAGUUUGAUGAGGUCUACAAGCAGAAAAUGAAGAAUUGUACACUGAAGAUUUGUUCGGAGAUUUAAUGACUGGGCCUGAUGGAGUCCUGAGGUGUUUUGUGAUUAAAAAAUAAAUGAAAAAUGCUACAUAUUAUUGGAUGAGGGUUUGUAAAUAAAGAUCUUUGUUUGUCAUUUUUUGUAUCUUAAUCUUAUGUUAAUGAUUAGUUGCUUGUAUUUGUAAUCAUAUUCAACAUCUAUCUGUCUAUCUAUCUAAGCUCUGGUUUGCUUGUGUUUAUUUAAACCAAUCAUAAGUAGGUGGUGGGUGUUGCUAAGCCCAGGAUGCCUCUGCAAACCAAUGACACUGGAAUGUUUUAGUGGAAGACUUAUUUGCUCUGUCAUUAAAAUUCUCCAAAAGCAUCGAGAUGAUCUACCUUAUUGCACAAUCAAGAUCUUUGGCAAAACUUGACAUAUUUAGCGCUGAGUCAUGUUUGUUGUGUCCUCACCUGCUGCUGCAUUGUCUUAGUUUACCUGUUUGGCUCUGGGUAAAUUGUUGAUACCUUGUUUGGCUUGCAUUAUUUAGCAUAUUUUAGUAUCGUUUUGACUGUUUUACCAGGGUUUGUUUGUUUUAAACAUUUACAGAACAAUAUAUUUUCAUGCAGAUUCAUCUUGUGUGUUGUUUGCAAACAAAUGUUCUUAGUGAGAUGUAGGCCUCAGACUGGCAAGGUGAAACCCUUUCACUGGUUGUUAUGUCUAAAAGCCACUAUGUGAUAACAAGAUAUUUACCUACUUAAUGUGUGUUUGCUGUGUCUACUUCUCUGUGUGUAUAAGGCAGGACCCUGGACACACCUCAGUGUUUGCCUGCCACCUCGAUCCCCAAGUUCAGCACAGUGAUUUAUGGUUCUUCUACUCAUUUAGUCUAGUUUGCAUCCUAUUUUAAUAUUCGAAAAAGUAUCAUACAGAAAUCAAGCACAAUCAGAAGAACUGAGCAUUUACAUCCAGAUGUCAUUCUAGCUAUUCAUCCUUAAGCAGGUGAGAUUUUAUGUGGGAAAGCUUUUUUUUUUUAAUUCCAAAUGACUCUGGCAUUUUUGUGGUAGCAUGUGUUCACUUUAUUUUAUACUUCUAUUUCAACUGCCUUUACACAACUGAACGUCAUCUGUGUUGGAUUAAGGAAACACAUCUGUGUCUCAUAUCCCUGAUCUUCUAUAUUUCAGCCAGAUGUCACCUGAACGUCAAAAU